Molecule: messenger RNA, 4004 nt
Organism: Seminavis robusta
Lineage: Eukaryota; Bacillariophyta; Bacillariophyceae; Naviculales; Naviculaceae
Source: the annotation of a GenBank genome assembly
UCGAGAUCUUCGACCUUGUACCGGUACUAGUAGGGCUCUUGUGGGUACCGGUAGCGUACCAUCCGCCCAAUUGCAAAGGUCCCGAAGUCCGCUUCCUUGAUGAUGGAUGAAGUGAGAUGGAGUGGGAGGACCGGAGGUGGUUUUUUAAAACCAAAUCGCAGGCUUCUUGGAUGGCAUGCGUUUUUAUCACUAAAUCUUUCAAACCCAGGUUUUCUAGGCGGGCUCGCUGAACUUUCAAAACGAGGCGCCAAGCAACCAACCGCUGCAACAACACAACAAGGUGCUUCUUUUGAUGGCGCUAGCUAGCUACUACAGUAGACCUAGACUACUAGUACAACACUCGUUUGAAUAAACUUACCUGUCCCUGACGGAAAUAGAAGCAGAGGUAUAAUUCGUUGUGCUGAGCUUCGUUGUCGUGGUUCUUGCAACAACUGGUUGACUUGCCAGUAGCUAGUAGCACCGGUAGCGGAAUCGUUAGUUUCGUCCAUCUCCAGGUUCCACGUUGUGAGUUUGACAGAUCAUUCAACUUUAUAGUUCCAACAUGAAAGCGGCAACCAACAGAAUUUUCGGCAAGAAGAGCCGAAUUGGCUCUCCUUUGGCUGGUACCGGUACCGACGACAAAGUUACGGGCAGUGAGGCUACUGCUCCAGUACCAGCCCCGACUCCGGCUCCACCAGUCGAAAGCGACGACGAAGAUUUGUUCGGUGGUGACGACGAUGAAGAAGAAGUGGCAAAGGAGACAAUCAAGCCUAAACCAGUCGCUGUUGAGGCUAGCAAGGAAGGAUCAGAAACUCCAGCGCCAGUUAUCAUCUCCCCAACGUCGACCACAACAGGAACACCUGAAGCCCCAUCAGCAGCAGCCGGUGGCGCCGUGACUAUUCCUCGCAAGAACCAGCAUGCAGAUGCUGCAGCAGGAACUGCUGUGCAAGACCAAGCAAAAGAUUUGGGAGCCAAGUAUGGGUUGCAGCCGGGCGUCAAAAUCCCAAAGUCUGUGGAGGACAGGAAAUUGCUCCACGGAAAGACCUUGGAAGCCCUCAAGAAAAUCCCCGUUGACCUAGCAAACGAAUCUCUCACGGAAUACGAUGAUGCCGUGCAAAUCAAGGGUGCCUCUAUUCGGAACCAUGGCGCCUACCUACUCGGAGUGAUCAAGCGCUAUGUGGACGUGCAAGAAACUCGCGGAGCUUCACUGAUGCAACCUGCUCUGACGCCUUCAGUACAUAAGAAACUGGAUCAUCUCGUCCGAAGUGGCUACUUCACCCAGAGCGAAAUGGACGAGAAGGUAAAGGGUAAAAUUAGAAUGCUGUCGGAACGAGAUGCACUGAUUGCUUUGGACGAGCUCUCAAGCGUUGACAGAAGCCAGAUUCGAAAUAUGGGAAGUUAUUUGAUGGGCAUCAUAGUGAAGCGCCAUAAAAAUAGCCAAUCAUCAGGAAACAGCGGUAAUGGAUCAGGUUCCAACGGUGAUUAUGGAAGAGACUCGCGGUCCAAUAAUUCCGACCGCCCCCCUCGUCGUGACAAUGAUGAUCGUUAUUAUCGUGAAAGUAACAGAAAGGAUUCGUACGGCAGGCGUGAACGGGAGCGAAGCCGUGAUCGUUUUGAUGAUGAUCGGAGACGUGAUGAUCGCGGGAGGCAUGAUCAUUACGGACGCGGCGGUAGAGAUAGAGAUGCGUCGCAUUACGGCCCCAGUCAAACGAAUCAUGGACCUUAUGGUCAUCAACCUCCUCCUCCAAUGGGAGGCAACAUGCCAGGUCAGCACCCGCCGCCACAGCAAAUGCAACCGCCGAUGAAUUCUUAUUCUCAGCAGCAGCCGCCAUACAUGCAGCAGCCUCCUCCUGGCGGCAAUAAUCAGUUCGUUCCGCCAAUGCAUCCUCCUGUGAAUCAGAAUUACCAGAAUCAAGGCUAUCCGCCACCUCAAAAUCAAAAUUUCCCUCCCCAGAACCAGGGCUACCCGCCCCACAAUCGUCCUGGACAGCCGCCCAAUAUGAUGGGGCAGUCACCAUACAACCAGCAGCAGCAGCCGCCGCAGCAAAUGCAACCGCCGAUGAAUUCUUUUUCGCAACAGCAGCAGCAUCCGUCUUACAUGCAGCAGCCAAAUGGGCCUCCCCCCCCACCUCCACAGCGGGCCAGUCGUUGGCAGCAGGCCCCGGCCCCGCCACCCGGUGCUAACAAUGGAUGGCAACAGCCACAGCAGCAACCGGGUCUUGGAGGGGGGUCGUUUGAUUCACAACGACCCAGUCGUUGGCAACAGGCGCAGCCUCCUCAGCAGCAGCCGGCCCAAGUGCCUUUGGAUAUUCUAGGACUUGCUGAUAAAGCCGCUUCUGCUGUUCAGCAGCUCACUGGGCAAGCCAAUUUGGCGGUGGGUGGACCAAACCCUCCUUACUCAGCUCCUCCUCGCCCCCCGUAUCAGAACGUGCCCCCACCGGGUUCCAACCCGAUGCAUCCAGUUUCGAACGUACCGUACACCAAUGGAACAGGACCCGUUCCCCACUCGUCGAUGCCGUACAAUCCGAUGAAUGCGAAUUCGGCACCCCAUCAGAAUGAAAAUAAUCGAUUCAAUGGUCACCAGCAGCCGGGUGGCCACCAGCAGCCCGCUGGAGGUCCACCUAAUCGUAACAACCCGCGCAGAGGCCGUGCCACAACCACUGCCACGUUGAGUGAACUGCCAAUUAUGGUGCAGUACGCUGUCCAGAACUUGCAGGCGACUAGACAGGUUGACAAUGCCUUGGACGGCGGUAUUCUUGGUAUGAUCAAAGAUCUGCCGGAGCCUUUAGCACUCGCAGCGCUGCAAAAGUUUUCGUCAUGCGACAAGAACACGAUGCGCAACAAAACAGCGUACCUUGCCGGAGUUCUACGAAGAGAGCUCGAGCGAAUCAAUCGUCGUUAGUUUGGCCUCGACCUUGGAUUCCAUGUUCAAAUCGGAACGUGCAGGCACUUUCUGCUCUCCUCCGCUCUUCCUGCCAGUGGAUUACUUCGUUGGGCCUCGUUAUGUUGGAUCGAACACUCCUGUUAGUAGCGAAUGCGCUGGCACUACAUGCUUUGCUUUAUCAAAUUAAAUUACUAUAGUCAAACAAUGAAUGUGAAGCAUGAUGCAAUCUUGCCUAUCCUCUCUAGCUAGCUAGUAGUCAUCAUGUAUGUAUGUGCUCUUGAUAGAGCAUGCCUUGAGAACAGGUACACAAGAAACCAACAUACAAUCGUCUCUAAUGUACGUGGUCACGACUAUACAAGACUUCCACGAGGUCAAAGUCUCAUAAUUUUGCUACAGGUGCCGCUUAUUGAAGCUUGAGCGAGAGGACACGUUUCCCAAACAAAGACAGCCAAUGUCUCAGGGGAAGUCGGCUACCUCGAAGGUAGUUGUUGAAGGAUCAGGAGGAAAGAGACAAGAAAACGGCGAAGGGCUGCACUUCAGAUUCUCCUGCCCACCGGUAGGGAGGAUGGAGACGAUGUUACUGGUAGUGUCGAGCUCGAAAAAGGGCAUUGCGGAAGCCACGUUGUCACGGCACUCGGUAACAAAGCAAAAAAACAUGGAAGCCGAGUGGGCGGCGAGAGGACAACGGCGUGAAACAUCUCGAAAUCAUCCGUUUUGCGGGAGUGGAUGAGACGCUUUGCACCCCAAUUUAUUGCUAUUUCUAAAAAAUAGACUAACGUGAGUGCACAUCAGCCGAACUUCGGUACGAUGUCGAGAAUCUAUCUGAUAAUGGCUACUGCACCCCAAUGGAUGAGACACAUUCCAUUCCCUGAUCCCGGCCGUGGCGCUAAAACUGGAAGCUGAGAAUCUACCGGUGGCAAUGCCAAGUGCCAAGUAGCUGCCAUGCAAUCAGCAUCAGCUAGCCAGUUUGUAGCCCUACCGUACCUGCUGGCUAUGAUAGCUAGGAGCAAGGUAGGUAGAGAACAAAAGGCGGAGGCGUGGCUUGCAAUGAGCUUUGGCAGUCCCCUCAACGGAGGCCUGUACCGGUAUCGGAUGAUUCAAUCGAAUCAACCCCCCAAGACAAUUCCCACGCACAAGCCAG